AUGUCCAAAAACCAUAUGGAAGGACUAAAUAUACUUAAGGUGGCUCUGAUGGAACUAAAAUCAAUUAAGUACACCUAAUUUACCAGGAACAAAAUUCGUUCGAUUCUUGCCUUAAAGAAUAACAAGACUCUCUAAGAACAAGACACUUUGAAAUUCAGAAACGAGUGCUUUGCCUAUUACAGUCUGAUGAAGCAGGAAUUGCAUCAAAAGGACUUAACUAUAACUACGGCAGAGCACUUGAAGAAAACUAUGAAAAAUAAUUAUUGGGUAAAAUGA
Molecule: messenger RNA, 276 nt
Organism: Paramecium octaurelia
Lineage: Eukaryota; Ciliophora; Oligohymenophorea; Peniculida; Parameciidae
Source: the annotation of a GenBank genome assembly